Molecule: messenger RNA, 2073 nt
Organism: Caenorhabditis briggsae
Lineage: Eukaryota; Metazoa; Nematoda; Chromadorea; Rhabditida; Rhabditidae
Gene: Cbr-hpo-10
Product: Protein CBR-HPO-10
Exons: 6
Coding region: 1-2073 (690 amino acids)
Cellular component (GO): nucleus
Source: RefSeq, a predicted model, not a curated record
AUGUCGAUUCCGAUUCCAACACCAACACCUGCAGCUUCUGAAGCUUGGAUUAAAGCCCAAGCAGCAUUAGAGAAGGUUCAAAGUGGAAUGCCGAAGAAAUCAAAUGGAAUGAAUGGUAACAACAAUACAGGUCAGAAUUCUUGGAUGAACAACUCUUUUCCGUACCCAAGUGGCAAUCCGGUCAUAGCCGCUUACGGUCAAUUCGCCGGUGGGUGGCAUCCAUCCACAUGGAACACCCAAUACGCAUCGCCACCACCUCCCCCACCCCAAGCAGCUGCUGCUGCUCAAGCUGUUUAUAAUCAAACUUCCUAUAAUUAUCAACAAGCGUCACAACAACAUCAGACAUGGAAUAACGGGUAUGGAAAGGGUCGUGGAGGAGCUAAUAACUGGAACCAACAGCAGAAGCAACCAUUCCAGCCCUUUGCCUUGAACAGAAAAAAUAAUUCGUCGGCGAUUCCGCAUAUUAGUAACACGUUCGUACCACAGGGCGGCGGCGGAGCAGGCCUGCAGCCGUUGAUGGGAGGAGCUGGAAAAGGGAGAGGAGCUCCAAUGCAACAGGCAGCAGGACCGAAGCAAACACCACCAGCUGCCCAACGGUACAUGGAACGUGCGUUCGAAGCAGCAAACACUGAACAGGACCGUAAAAAGACUGAAGAGUAUCUUCAAAAAAGAAUGUAUCCUCUGUUGAACGCCGGUAACGCUCAUAUGAUCAACUGGGACGCCGAGCCGUUGCCGCACGAGAAAAAUUUUGAGCUGCCCACUGCGUGGACGCCGGCUAAUAAGUUGCCUCAUCAGGCAAACGGAUUUAAUAGAAAGAAGUCGCCACAGAGAAGGCGUAGUGAUGAAAUGUCUAACGGAUCUAGUGGUGGAGGACAAACGAAAAGGGCUCGUCGUGAUAGUGAUGGGGCGUCGUCUGAUUCUGACCAUAACGAUCCACUUGAGAAAAUGCACUUUUCCACUUCUUCUAAUCAGGUUUCUAAAAUAGGCGGGCUAAAAUUGGGUGAAAAACUUGGGCACGGAAACGAAAAUUGUGUUGAUUCUACUAGUAUUUUCAAUACUAGAAGUGAGAAGACGGGGAUUAUAAACUUGAAUUAUGUUCAGAAAAAGAGCAAGGCUCAGAUCAAGGCUGAGAAGAAAGCCGCUAAGAAAGCAGGUAAAGCGCAACAACAGAAGCAGAAGCAAACGCCGCAAAAGUGGAAAGUCGAUGAUACAGAAGCCAAGAGAGUAAGUUCUAACAUUAACAGAGCUCGUCGUUUUGCUGAAUCCCUAUCCAACGCAGCGAAACCAUCAGUCAGCGCACAACCGUAUUAUUUCAGAAGAGGACAAGUUGUUAAAGGAACAUGUCAGAAUAUCGAGAAAUCAUUCUUCAGACUGACAGCUGCUCCAAAUCCCUCCGAAGUUCGUCCACUCAACAUCCUACACCUUUCUCUCGAAAACGUCCGUAAUAAGUAUCGCGCGAACGCGGAAUACUCGUACCUGACCAGUCAACUGAGAUCGAUUCGUCAAGAUUUGACUGUUCAGCGUAUUCGUAACGAGUUCACAGUUGAGGUGUAUGAGAUCAAUGCGCGUAUAUCACUGGAAAACGCGGACCGAGAAGAGUUCAAUAAGUGCCAGUCACAGUUGAAACUUCUCUACGCUGACAUUGAGAACUGCAAGAAUCACGCCGAGUUCGUCGCCUACCGACUUUUGUACUAUGUCGCCAUGGACAAUCAGAUUGAUAUCAACUCACUUCUUCGUGAGCUGACUCCAGAGUUACAAGAAGACGCGUGUGUUGAGUUCGCUCUGAGUGUACGGAAGGCAGUGACGAUGAACAAUUAUAUUAAGUUUUUCAGAUUAUUCAAGAAUGCCCCAAGAAUGUGUCCCUUCAUAAUGGAUUUGUUUGUUGACAGAGAGAGAAAAAAGGCCAUCAAUGUAAUCGUUAAAUCUUUCAAACCUACAAUCACUUAUAAGCAAAUCGCUGAGUUCCUUAGCAUGAAAGAAGAACGCCUAGUUGAUUGGCUCAUUGAGGAACUAAAAUGGACUGACGUUGAAGUCGGCGGAACGUUCGACCCUAAAACAUCGCGAAACUUGUAA